AUGGACCCAAAAGAGACCGAUAUGUCUCCCAACCCAGAAAAUUGCCCCCAGGACACAACGAGCAUCAACGAGCAAACUCCCGCCACAGCCUCGGCUUCAUCUCCCAAGCAAAAUAACAAUUAUCUCCAUCUCUCAUCCCAACCUUCACCCCAACCCUCCCUUCAACCCGAACCCCGAGCUCAGCCAUAUCCAUACCCAGAACCCCAAUCCGAACAAGGGCCCUUCAACAUCCGUCCAACCACACACUUCUGCCCGGUAACCCUCGUCCUAACCCCAGGCCCCUUCUGCUCCUCCUGCCGCUCGAGCUACCUCAGCCUAGACGAAGCACCCACCCCUCCCCCGGCCCCUCCCACCUCCCCAAGCCUAUCCCCCACACGAGCCACCUCCCAGCACUCAUUAGAUUCCUCGCAUCUCCACGCCACAGCCGACGACCUCGCGCGACGCAUAAUGCAAUUCACCGAAAUAAUCCGACGUCUAACGCGCGAGCGCGACGUCCUGCGGACCCAGGUCUCGCAUCUCGAGGGGCAGAUCCGGAUGAUACAAGAGUUUGGGCUGUACGCUCGCUGGGACACGGAUGAUGAUGAGGAUGAGGGGGAUGAAGACGACGACGAUGAUAGGAAGCCGUUGCUUGAUGGGGUGACUUGGGAACAUGUGGAUAGAGAGACGGAGCUGGAGGAAGGGUCGCUUGUGUCGAGCCAAUUGACCAACGAGUUGGACACUGAGGUUGUGAGAAUCGAUCCGGAGUGGUUCACUCUGUAA
Messenger RNA from Annulohypoxylon maeteangense, 759 nucleotides. RefSeq lists its product as uncharacterized. Lineage: Eukaryota; Fungi; Ascomycota; Sordariomycetes; Xylariales; Hypoxylaceae. Bases 1 to 759 code for a protein of 252 amino acids. The transcript is spliced from 2 exons. The record is from RefSeq and is a predicted model, not a curated record.